AUGAGCCGCACCAUCCCAGGCGGAUGCUACUGCGGCAGAAUCCGCUAUGAAAUCACGCUGCACGACCCGGACAAGGAGGCCCGCACUUCCAUCUGCCACUGCGGUAACUGCAAGAAGUUCACCGGCGGGAACUUUGGGAUCACGAGCAAGAUCCCGCGAUCUAGCUUCAAGAUCACGCAGGGUGAUGAUGCAGUCAAGGUCCACGAGGCGGACAACGGGACGGGCACGAUCUUGCAUAGGGAGUUUUGUACGGAAUGUGGGAGCGGGCUUUUGGAGUAUGGUGCAAAUGCAGGAGAUUUCGUCUACGUCUUUUACGGCACGCUCGACCACCCGACAGACCUGCCGCCGAAGGGCGAGUUUUUUACCAGCAGGCGAGAUUCGUGGAUGCCGGAGAUCCCUGGAUUGUUCCAGAAGAAGAAAAUCAAGGAGUAA
This is a messenger RNA of Cladophialophora psammophila CBS 110553, 432 nucleotides long. RefSeq lists its product as uncharacterized. The record is from RefSeq and is a predicted model, not a curated record. Lineage: Eukaryota; Fungi; Ascomycota; Eurotiomycetes; Chaetothyriales; Herpotrichiellaceae. The transcript has 3 exons. Gene Ontology annotation, molecular function: carbon-sulfur lyase activity. Bases 1 to 432 code for a protein of 143 amino acids.